This is a messenger RNA of Boleophthalmus pectinirostris (great blue-spotted mudskipper), 1236 nucleotides long. RefSeq lists its product as uncharacterized. Bases 248 to 1174 code for a protein of 308 amino acids. The record is from RefSeq and is a predicted model, not a curated record. Lineage: Eukaryota; Metazoa; Chordata; Actinopteri; Gobiiformes; Gobiidae. The transcript is spliced from 4 exons.
AUGUGCAGAAGCGUUUUACAUUUCUGAAUGGUUCAGGAUACUUCAUCAUGGUUAAGGAGGAAAAACAUCAUUAUUGUUCUGAUCUCAAGUAAUAUUCAAAUGCAGAUGAAUGUCGAUCAUUGGUAGCAACCCCAAAAAAUAUAAGGAAGUUAGUAUACUAUUAAUACCAUAGACUGUAUGGUCAAUACCUUUCUAGGCUAGCUAGAGUUAGCAUCAGCAUCUUUUGCAGCUAUAGUGUUGUUAGAAAAUGUAUGUUCUGUACACCAUUAUUGCGUCUUUAGUCUGCUUUUUGGUCUUGAAGUGGAUGAAAAAGAGGAGGUAUUGUACCGAUUCUAAAAGACUGGAUGGCAAAACAGUGCUAAUAACAGGGGGUAACUCUGGCAUUGGAAAAGAGGCAGCUGUGGCCCUUGUAAAUCGAGGUGCUCGUGUCAUUAUAGCCUGCAGAGAUGUGGAGAAGGCAGAAAAGGCUGUGAGAGAAAUUAAGUUCAGAAGCCACAGUCUCAAUGUCGCCCACAUGGAGCUGGACCUGGCCAACCUGCGCUCCGUCAGAGAUUUCUGCAAGAAGUUCCUCCAGGCUGAAAAGAGGCUUGACAUAUUGAUCAAUAAUGCAGGCAUGCCCAGUGUCCUGGACUGGACUGAUGAUGGAUUCAGCAUGUGUUUUGGCGUUAACCACUUGGGUCACUUUCUCUUGACUAAUUUGCUUCUGCCUCGUCUUAAAGAGUGUGCUCCAAGCCGCGUGGUCACACUCACAUGUUCCAUUUAUAAAUACCAGAAACUGGACUUUCAGGAUCUGAACUACAAUCUGCUGCCCUUCUUCACCUACAGCCGAAGUAAACUGGCAAACAUCUACUUCAGUCAGGAGCUGGCCCACAUCACAGAGGGCAAAGGAGUCACCUCGUACGCUGUUCACCCAGGUUUUGUGCAGAGUGGCUGGACAUGCCACUACUCCUUCCUUUUCCGCAUGCUGAUGGAGGUGGUGAUGCGUAUGUUUUUUGUGUCGUGUGAAGUCGGAGCUCAGACUGUGGUGUACUGCGCUGUGUCUGAGGAAGCUGCCAAACACAGUGGAGGAUACUUUGUGGACUGUAAACCGGCCAAUCUGCGUCCAUUCGCCAGAGAUGCUGGAGUGUCUAAAAAACUGUGGGAGGCCAGCGAGAGACUGGUAAACUUGUCCUGAAUCUGCCCAAACUACUGAUGAUGUAUCUUGUGUUUGUUUUUAUACAUAUUUUUGAAAUAUUA